Symbiodinium natans is the source of this 1368-nucleotide messenger RNA. NCBI's taxonomy places the organism in Eukaryota, Dinophyceae, Suessiales, Symbiodiniaceae. The record is from the annotation of a GenBank genome assembly.
AUGGCAGCUGGGUCUCGCCUGAUUUGUAUGAACAAUGUGCCCAUGGAAAUCGAGCUCACAAAGGAGCCUUUGCGAGUUGGACGUGCUGUGCAGCCUUUCACCAUUUGGCAGCAACUCAUCCCAGAUGAAGCAACAAGGAACACAAUCUCGCGCAACCACUUCGAGGUGGUGCGUAGCACGGCCAGCGUCUACUUGCUCCGCAACCUGAGCGCGCAGGGGACGCUUCUGAAUGGGUUGAGGGUCGACCGGGAGGUGAUCCUGAAGGAUGGAGACGUCAUCAGCAUGGGACAGGUGGGCUCCGAGUAUGGCAGCAGGCCAGCCUUGCAGUUCAAGGUGCACCUAGCAGAGGAGGACCUCGCAGAUGAGGACCUGGCAGGUGAGGACCUCGCAGGUGAGGACCUGAUCACCAGAGCUCCAGUUUCCCUAUGCCUUUGGUGGCUCCUUCCAGGUGCUAACGGCGCAGGACCCACGGUGCUUAACAAGCAGCUGUUGGCUGGGCCAACGGGUGGCAUACGCGUGGGCAGAGCCAUGCAGCCUCAGGAAUUUUGGCAGACUCUGGUUCCUGACGAAUCGUUACGGAAUGCGAUCUCUAGGGAACACUUCGAUGUGUGUCCUACGGACGAAGGAGUCACGCUCAUCAACCGCAGCGUAGCCGGGACACUGCUCAACGGCGUGCUCAUACAACAGCAGAGCCGUGUGAACAACGGUGACGUCUUGGGCAUCCCCUUGCACGGCCAGCCAAGAGCCCCCCCAAUCGUCCAGUUCCGCUUGGAGUGCGCACCAUGUGCUGCCGAUAAAGAAGUGAUAAGAAAAGCAGGCGACGGAAUGGAUGGGGCACCCAAGUCUCCCAAAUGUGCGCCCAGGUUGCUCGGCGCCAUUGGGAAGGGGCCCGCGGGGCAGGAGAGCGGAUUGUCACCCCCUAAAGAGAAGGAAGCCGCAGACGUUGUCAAGAUUGCCGUAGACGCGCUCCCUCCGCCAUUCUCCCUGGAAUGUGUGGCUGCAAGAGGCUUUGAAGGGAGAGACAUGGAGCAGCUACCCAUGGAAUCCCGUGUUUUAGCGGCAAGCUUCUCGCAGGCGGAGAUCUCCGUGGGGUCUUCGUAUCAAUCUGGAGAUUUCUGGGAGCCCUUGCUGCGGGAUCCAGCACUCCGGGCCAAGAUUCUCCCUCUGCACUUCCGACUGGAGAUGGCUCACCUCAGCGAUGGGCCUAUGCUGGUACUCGAUGCACACGCUGCAACCGAGCUCAAUGGCAAAACCGUCGAAGGCAAGGCGCCAGUUUUGCAAAAUGACUUGAUUAGCAUCGGCAGCAUGGAUGGCUUCACAGACAAUGCCCCUUUGGUGUGCUUCCGCGUGAAUUCGGCAUUGAGCUAA